AUGCAUGUGUUUUUCGAUUGAUGGGGGAGGGGCAUGUGAUCAUGAUCAUCGUGGUCCACGUGAAUGACAUUUUUGCUGUAGGGCGGAAGGAGAGGUGUGACAAGGUUGGCAGGGAUCUCAACGAGAUGGUCCCCGUGAAGAACCUUGGAGAGUUGAGGUGGUACUCCGUGUGCUUUUGCGAGAGGGACGUAGAGGGAGGGGUGUUGAAGAUUUCGCAGCAGAGGUUUGCCGAAGAGCUGGCUGCAGAGUAUGGGGUUGAGUGGGGGCAGAGUGUGCCUCUGUCUUUUAGCGUAAAGCCCUCCGACUUUGACGUGAAUGAAGCGAGUGCUGAUGUCCCUUUUCGCGAGAUGGUAGGAUCUCUGAUUUGGUUGGCCACUCAAGCGGGGCCGGACAAUGCGAAUGCAGUUCGAGCAGAAGCGCGGUAUUGCGCGUCUCCCAAGAUGGUGCACUGGAAGGCAGCACUCGGUAUUUUAGGAUACGUACGCAGGACGAGUUGGAUGGGGAUUACAUUUGAGAGGGGCGUCGUGACAGGUAUGAGCAUGCAGGUGUUUGUGGAUGCCGACUAUGCAAGCAAGGCGGCAGACCGGAGGUCGGUGUCUAGGGGGCUAGUGAUGUGUGUGUGGCGUUUAAUGUUGCCAGAUGCGAGUAUGCCGUGCAUCCCGGUGUUCGAGGAUAAUCAGGGAGCGAUUUAGAUUGCGCACAUCCCGAUCACGAACUCCAACUCGAAGCACAUCGAUGUACGGCAUCACGUUAUCAGGGAGCUGAUAGAGAGGAAAGAGAUAUCAAUUACUCAUGUGCCAACGCAAUUUCAGCAUGCAGAUUUCUUGACGAAGGCUAUUAGCAAGGAGUCUUUUGCGUUGCACCGUGGCUUUGUGAUGAACUUGCAGUGAAGGAAGUGUUUUGGAUCGAUUCGUAUUCUGUAGCGGAGAGAGGAAGAGAGAGACGAGAUUGGACAAGAGAAAGAGAGUCUGUGUUAAGAUUUUUCUUGGUUGUCUUGGAGUUGUGUUGGAAUUUUUCUUGUGAUUGACUUGGGAGGGUUCUUGCAUGUUUUGGGGAGGAUAUUGUAUUUGGAUGCUUUGAGAAUGUUCUUGUUUUUUUGGAAGAGAUGGUAAAAGAGGAAUUUGGUUUUUGCCGAAGCAUGACGAUGCAUACGAGCAGGGGGGCUAUUAUAUAUAUUGGGGGUACUCGUAGCAUAUUAUGACGGGCCAUCAUCUUCUUCCACACGGAACAUUUCUAUCUCCCACACACUCCGUUUCUCUGCUACCACUGCACCUCUAGCAGCACGUUGGUCUGCCCCACUCUGGCGUCGGCGUACGUUGAUGCCUGUCUUGUUGAUGUCGUGACUCUGGCGUCGGCGUUCGUUGAUGCCUGUCUUGUUGAUGUGGUGUCUCUGGUGUCUCUCCGCGUUCAUUUCGAUGUUGGCGGUCCUCCGCUCGGCGUACAAGAUGCGGUCCCGCUGGUUUCCCCGCAAGCGCUGUCUAUCUAUCGCAGUGUUCUUGUUGAUGUCCAUGUUGUUUGUGGGGACGAUGACUUCGCAGGUGGAUUGUGGGGUAGAGGUGCGUGUGUCUCGGGUGUCUUGUGGUCAUCUGA
This is a messenger RNA of Ectocarpus sp. CCAP 1310/34, 1590 nucleotides long. The record is from the annotation of a GenBank genome assembly. NCBI's taxonomy places the organism in Eukaryota, Phaeophyceae, Ectocarpales, Ectocarpaceae.